Molecule: messenger RNA, 920 nt
Organism: Lathyrus oleraceus (garden pea)
Lineage: Eukaryota; Viridiplantae; Streptophyta; Magnoliopsida; Fabales; Fabaceae
Product: lamin-like protein
Exons: 2
Coding region: 103-639 (178 amino acids)
Cellular component (GO): plasma membrane
Molecular function (GO): electron transfer activity
Source: RefSeq, a predicted model, not a curated record
AAAAAGGCCAAAAGAACAGAACAUCAUAACAGAACAAGAGACAGAACAGAGUGUUCCAGAGUUUGAACAACAUCAUAGAAUUUUGCAUCUUCAGAAACAUCAAUGGAAGGCAUCAAUAAGCGACUCUUUAGUUCAUCAAUUUCACCAACAAUGGUGUUUCUCUUUCUAGGUUUUGCUAUUCUUCUAAUGCUACCAAUGGCAUCAGCUUCAAGGAUUUUGGUUGGUGGUAGCAAGGGUUGGAACACAAAUUUCAACUACACUACUUGGGCUAAGGACAGGCAUUUCUACAAUGGUGAUUGGCUUUUUUUUGUGUAUGAUAGGAACCAAAUGAAUGUACUAGAAGUAAACAAAACAGAUUAUGAAACAUGCAACUCAGAUCAUCCACUUCACAACUGGACAACUGGAGCAGGAAGAGAUGUCGUUCCAUUGAAUGUGACUCGACAUUACUAUUUCAUAAGUGGCAAAGGAUUUUGUUUUGGUGGAAUGAAAAUAGCUGUUCAUGUUGAAAAUCUACCUCCACCACCAAAAGCUUUACCUAUAAAAUCUUUUGCACCAUCUCUUAAAGGCCAUAACAUCCUUCUCAUGCCUAUUGUUUUUGCUAUUGGAGCAGCUUGGGAUUCAUUCAUUUAUUUAUGGUAACUUUUAGAUGAUUCCUUAAACAAAUACCAAUUGGUGUUACUUGUUGAUGAUGAUUAUGUUGUGUUGAGCUUUUUUGUUUUUUAAGGUUUUAAAAGGGUCAUUGUUGGUUGGAAUAGUUGUUGACCUUAAAUGAGGUUGAAGGGUGAAUGAUGUUUGUAGUAUGUUAGGUAGUGUUUGGUGUUUGGUUAGUGUGUUUCUGUUUGUUGUGUUAUGAGGAGAAAUAUGUUACAAACUUGUUUGAUUUAAUUUAUUGGAGAAAUUAAAUGCGGAAAUUGUGGAAA